CAGAGAACUAAAAAUUCAACAUUAGCGCAAAAAUGGGAUGUUUCUGUUGCAAAACUUCUGUCAAAGAGCCAAAAAAACUGGUAUACUCAUGGGUUGAACGAAAACACUUGGAUCCUGCGGAUUAUGUGAUGGAAAAUUUAAACGGUUGUACUGCUUAUAAGUCUCCAGGAUCAAUUGGCGGCCAACAAUUUGUUAUUCGUAAUUGCCAGGACUCCAAUAUUUACUUGCUAGAUCAUACUGGUUCAGUAACUAUAGAUGAUUGUCAAAGAUGCACAAUUGUAGUAGGACCAACCAAACAAAGCGUUUUCGUGAGGGAUACAAUCAAUUCAACAGUGGUAGUUGCCUGUGGUCAGUUUAGAGUUCGUGACUGCGCAUCUUUAAAGAUUUCGCUAUUUUGCUCCACUCAGCCUGUGAUCGAAUCUAGUCGAGAAUUACAAUUCAGUUGUUACCAGUUCUAUUAUAACCAAUUGGCUGAUCAAUUUGUCAAAGCUGAUCUUAAUAUAUGGAAUAACAACUGGAGAACUGUGUACGAUUAUACGUGGAAUGAAGGUGACAACUGGACUGUGAAUGAAAAGCCUAUCGUCGUUGAGUUAUCUGAUCAAUUAAAUAAGUAUGGAAUUACAAGUGAAUCUAAAAAAUCAAUUGUACCUCUCACCAAAUGUAAUCAACAGUCUGGAGAAAAUUGCUUUGUUGCCUUUGGAUGUGGAAUUGAAGCUUCACGAUUUGUACAAGCUUUACAGUCGCAUGAGACAGAUUUAUUGUUAAUCAAAUGCAAUUAUAGUGACAGCAAAGAUACAAAAGUGUUCCAAGAACGAGCCAAAUUAUUUGGAACUAAAAAAGUUCAAAGAAUAAUAGGGCUACAAUUACAGGGCCCACAUGCUAUAAAUAAAUGUUUAGCGAUUUUAGCCAACGAUUUUCCUCAAUUCACAACAAUAAUCAGUACAACAGACACCGAAGCCAAAGAACUAAUUAAAAUGUUUUUUCACACAUUUGAGAGUGAAUUUCAACCCUAAUGGUUAAAUUAUUUAAAAAUUAAUUUAAUUUAAUUUUUAUGUACCUAGUUAUUCCA
Rhopalosiphum maidis (corn leaf aphid) is the source of this 1069-nucleotide messenger RNA. RefSeq names its product protein XRP2-like. Gene Ontology annotation, cellular component: periciliary membrane compartment; cilium. Gene Ontology annotation, molecular function: GTPase activator activity. NCBI's taxonomy places the organism in Eukaryota, Metazoa, Arthropoda, Insecta, Hemiptera, Aphididae. The record is from RefSeq and is a predicted model, not a curated record. Gene Ontology annotation, biological process: post-Golgi vesicle-mediated transport.